AUGCGACAGAACUGUAACAAUAGGAGAAGGUUGAUUUACAUCAACCUCAGUCAUCCCUUCAAAGAUUCCACCAGAUUAUACAACACGGUGUCUCAAUUCAACUAUCCUCUGGAACGUGCAGCAUUAUUAUUACCUCCACAACACCUCCACAACACCUCCACAACACCUCCACAACACCUCCACAACACCUCCACAACACCUCCACAACACCUCCACAACAUCUCCACAACACCUCCACAACACUUCCACAACACCUCCACAACACCUCCACAACACCUCCACAACACCUCCACAACACCUCCACAACACCUCCACAACACCUCCACAACACCUUCACAACACCUCCACAACACAGUCACAACACCUUCACAACACCUCCACAACACCUCCACAACACCUCCACAACACCUCCACAACACCUCCACAACACCUCCACAACACCUCCACAACACCUCCACAACACCUCUACAACACCUUCACAACACCUCCACAACACCUUCACAACACCUCCACUAA
Molecule: messenger RNA, 516 nt
Organism: Bolinopsis microptera
Lineage: Eukaryota; Metazoa; Ctenophora; Tentaculata; Lobata; Bolinopsidae
Exons: 3
Coding region: 1-516 (171 amino acids)
Source: RefSeq, a predicted model, not a curated record